Apiotrichum porosum is the source of this 909-nucleotide messenger RNA. RefSeq lists its product as uncharacterized. NCBI's taxonomy places the organism in Eukaryota, Fungi, Basidiomycota, Tremellomycetes, Trichosporonales, Trichosporonaceae. The record is from RefSeq and is a predicted model, not a curated record. Bases 1 to 909 code for a protein of 302 amino acids. The transcript has a single exon.
AUGUCCGGCUCCGCCUCCGAGUCGCGCCAAGCCCGCGCUGCACGCAUCGCCAAGCUCCACCUCGACACCAACCACCCCCAGCACAUGGCCAUCCAGUCCAUCCAGACGACCUACCGCCUGCGACUCGUCGACGCAUGGCGCCUGGAGCCCGGCAUGCGUGUCCUUGAGCUCGGCUGCGGACAGGGCGACAUGACCACCGUCCUCGCCGACGAGGUGGGGCCUACCGGCCACGUCCUCGCCACCGACCCCGCGGGCGGCGACUAUGGCGCGCCCGUCACGCUCGGCGAGGCGACCGCACACGUCAAGGCCGGCCCGCUGGGCGACCGCAUCGACUUCAAGCUCAACUUUGACCUCGACACGGCCGAGUUCCCGACCGGCAAGGACGCGCAGUUUGACGCCGUCGUCCUCGCCCACUGUACGUGGUACUUUGCGUCCAGCGAGGCCAUUGCGCACGCGCUCGCGCGCGUCCGGCCGUGGAUCAAGGAGGGCGGCAAGCUGUGUCUCGCCGAGUGGGACCUCGAGCCGACCGAGCCGCGCGCACACCUCCCGCACCUCCUCUCGGUGCUCGUGCAGGGCCAGCUCGUCGCGGCGGGGCUGGAAGGCAGCGGAAACGUGCGCACGCCCCUGUCCCGCGCGGCCAUGAUGGCCCUCGUCGCCGAGGCGGGCUGGACAGGCAGCGGCGGCAGGAAGCUCGCGCCCAAGAUUGUCGACACGGCAGGCAUGCAGGACGGCGAGUGGGAGCUGCAUUCGGCGCGCCACGCGCUCGCCGAGGCCCGCAAGCAAAACCUCCCGCGCAAAGUGCUCGACCUGGCCGCCAGCCAGAUCGACGUCAUGGACAGCGUAAAGGCCGCAAAGGUCAACCUCGCGCUCCCGGCAUAUGCCGUCGUCGGCUACGUCAAGGGCGAGUAG